Cucumis melo (muskmelon) is the source of this 815-nucleotide messenger RNA. RefSeq lists its product as uncharacterized. Gene Ontology annotation, biological process: intracellular protein transport; endoplasmic reticulum to Golgi vesicle-mediated transport. Bases 192 to 581 code for a protein of 129 amino acids. The record is from RefSeq and is a predicted model, not a curated record. Lineage: Eukaryota; Viridiplantae; Streptophyta; Magnoliopsida; Cucurbitales; Cucurbitaceae. Gene Ontology annotation, cellular component: endoplasmic reticulum membrane; endoplasmic reticulum. The transcript has 4 exons.
UGAAGAAAAGGAAUGGGAAGCAAAGUAUUUCUUUAUUAAUUAUUGAUUAUAUUUCUUUCUUGUUCAUUAAGAGAGAGGAGCGUGGAAGAGGAAGAAGAAGAAGACAACAAAGAGAAGAACUAGAAGAAUUAAUUCUGUUGGGUCUCUUCUGUAUUCUGUUUGUGAAUUAGGGCAAUUUCAUUUGAUUAAAAAUGGCGUUGCAAUGGAUGCUUUUGGCUUAUACGGUGGCAGUGGAGGCUGCCAUCGCCAUUCUCCUUACCGUUCCUUCGCCUAAGUUGUUGAAGAAGCGUUUCGUCUCUUUGAUUUCACUCAUUCUACAACCUGCACUCUUCGUUGUGCCCUUUGCCGGCUUUCAGAUUCUGGAUAUCUACUGGAAGAAUGAGCAUCGGUUGAUGUGCACAUCUGAGAUCUGUACUGCUGCUGAGAGGGAUCGAUAUGAGAAAUCUAUCUAUAAAGCUCAGAGGAAUGUGAUUCUGUGCGUUGCUGCAUGUCUUCUCUACUGGUGUAUCUACCGCGUUUGCAAGUACAACAAAGAGAUCGAAAGUUUGGAGGAGGUAGAAAAGAGAUACAAAGAACAGUAGGUUUCAGAAAAUAUGAAAUCCUGUUCCAUGUUGAACGGUUUUUUUUUCUUUCUUUCGCCACGGCUGUGUUAUUCAUACUUGAAUCUUUGUUUGUACUCAAGUAUUGGGAGUAUCAACGUUACUAGAACACUAAAAACUUUGUUGAUUUAGCGGCGUUCAAAUAUUAAGCUCCAUGAAAAAUGAACUCAUACCAUUACUGUUGUUGGAUUAGUGGGAAUAAAACAAUUUUAGGUA